GAAAUAACAUUCGGCAUGGAAAUGUUUGCUAAUUUAAUCGAUAAAGAUCAACUGAAAGAACCGGUGACUAUUCCUCUUACAGUGGCAAUAAAGAUUUUCACGAAAACCCUUGAGAAUCGAUGUAAUGAAAUUUUUAACAGUAAAGAUCAUCCACUUAAUUUGAUUAAUAACGCAAAAUCUGCCUGUGAUAGAUAUAAUUUUCUAUUUCAUAGCGAUAUUAAAUGCAGUCAAGGGAUUUGCGGAAUUAGUGGUCAUUGGAUUAUUGGCAAUAAAGAAGAAUGGAGAAAUGAAUUAGAUGAAAUGCGACAAAAAGAAAUUCAAGAGAAUGCUUUAAAAAUUCUUCAAAAUAAACCGGCAGGAAAAAAACGAAAUAAAUGGAUGCAACAAGGACCUUUAGGAAAUAAUCAACCUAUACUCACUAAGAAAAAAGGUAAACAAGAAGCGGAGGAUGCGGAGAUCGAGCAACAAAAGAAACAAGAAAACAAAAUUUCUUGGGCUGAUGAUGCUGAGAUAGCAUUUGGAGAUGUUGGGCCACAGCAAACCUUAAAUUUCAAUCCUAUCUCAAAGGAUAUUAAACUCAUGAGCGAAAAUACAAUCCUUGAGAGUCAAGGUUUUAAUGUGAGUGGUCAUGAAACGAAAGAUCAGACAGAGAAAAUGUCAAAAAAUGGCGAAGGAGAGAACCUUUUUGACAUGAUCUCGUUUGGUGAUAAGCAGCAGUCCGAUGAUUUUAUUGACAACUUGAGCAUUGGGAACAGUGAAUUAAAAGAAAGCAGGAAAAAUGACAGAGAAAUGGAAAAUACAGAUGAAGAAAAUGUUCGGACACGCGACUUAGGGAUUGCGAAGACGAGUAACGAUGUCGAAGAAAAUAUGAAAACACCUGACAUAGGGUUUGUAAAAAUGAGUGAUGAUAACGAUGAAAAUAUUCGAACUUCCGACAUAAAGACGAGUGACAAAAAUAUUAGAGCACCUGAUGCAAGAUUUAUUCCACAAAAGACGUCAAGGAUUUCACCAGUACAACCUCAAGAUACAUAUCAUGAGCGUAAAUCUAAAGAAAAAAGUCAUUCACAAGAAGAUGCGGAUGCUACAACUGUUUCUGAAUAUUUACUUAAAUAUUCCAAAGUUAUUUAUAAUGCACUCCUAGCUGAACUUGAAUCGCGACAAUUUUUGUAUGAAAUAGAUAAAAAACCACGCAUGUCUGAAUGUCCAACAGGACGAAGAAAGAAACGUGGUCAGAAGAAACGAAAGUAUGAAAAUAAAUUGUGGAGACAUUCCGUCUUGGUAAAGGAUGAAGGAUUGGCGGUUCGAAGAAAUAAUGUAGAGAGGCUGCGUAAGGUUGUUGUUGCUUGGGGAACGGUUGUAUGUGACGUUGAGAAUUCACUAUUGUGGAAGGGUAGCGUGUGA
Molecule: messenger RNA, 1401 nt
Organism: Dentiscutata heterogama
Lineage: Eukaryota; Fungi; Glomeromycota; Glomeromycetes; Diversisporales; Gigasporaceae
Source: the annotation of a GenBank genome assembly